This is a messenger RNA of Larimichthys crocea (large yellow croaker), 4212 nucleotides long. It is a transcript of the gene sfxn3, whose product is annotated as sideroflexin 3. Gene Ontology annotation, biological process: monoatomic ion transport; serine import into mitochondrion. Bases 100 to 1068 code for a protein of 322 amino acids. The record is from RefSeq and is a predicted model, not a curated record. Gene Ontology annotation, cellular component: mitochondrial inner membrane. NCBI's taxonomy places the organism in Eukaryota, Metazoa, Chordata, Actinopteri, Sciaenidae. The transcript is spliced from 11 exons. Gene Ontology annotation, molecular function: monoatomic ion transmembrane transporter activity.
AGAGUACCCAGAAGGCAGCACAAUCCACCGAGUGGUGCUGUGAUAUUGAGAGGUCAUACAUUCACGAAAAACAAGCAAAGCAAAACAGAGAAAGCCAGGAUGUCUGGAGAGCUGUCCCUCAACAUUAACAUCAAGGAGCCAAGAUGGGACCAAGGCACGUUUAUGGGGCGCGCCAAGCACUUCUUCAUGGUCACAGAUCCCAGAAACGUCCUGCUGUCCUCUGAGACUCUGGAGGAGGCCCGAGUGAUUGUGGAGGACUACAGAGCCGGCACCGCAAAGCCUGGCCUGACGGAGGAUGAGCUCUGGAGAGCCAAGUACGUCUACGACUCCGCCUUCCACCCUGACACAGGAGAGAAGAUGUUUGUGAUUGGCCGGAUGUCUGCUCAGGUGCCAAUGAACAUGUCGAUCACAGGCUGCAUGCUCACCUUCUACAGGACUACUCCAGCAGUGGUGUUCUGGCAGUGGGUUAACCAGUCCUUCAACGCUGUCGUCAACUACACCAACCGCAGUGGAGAUGCCCCCAUGACUGUGAAUCAGCUCGGUGCAGCCUACGUUAGUGCCACCACUGGAGCUGUGGUCACUGCCCUUGGACUCAAGUCUCUAGCUACGCGUCUUCCUCCAAUCGUCAGCCGGUUUGUCCCCUUUGCUGCUGUUGCUGCUGCUAACUGUAUCAACAUUCCCUUCAUGAGACAGAGGGAGUUAAAGUACGGUAUCCCUGUGACGGAUGAGAACGGAAACCGGUUAGGAGAGUCUCCUAAUGCUGCCAAGCAGGCCAUCAUGCAGGUGGUGGUGUCGAGGAUCGGCAUGGCAGUGCCAGCAAUGGCUAUCCCACCUGUUAUAAUGAACGCUCUGGAGAAGAGAGCUUUCAUGAAGCGAUUCCCAAUUCUGAAUGCUCCGGUCCAGGUGGGGCUUGUCGGCCUGUGCCUGGUGUUUGCAACUCCACUGUGCUGCGCUCUCUUCCCACAGAAAAGCUCUAUGAGUGUGAGCGGGCUGGAAGCAGAUCUGCAGGAGAGGAUACGACAGGCCAGUCCAAACAUCACCACCGUCUACUUCAACAAGGGCCUGUAGGACCAGCCAACACAUCUCCAUGCACACGCACAAGACACACAGACACUCACACAUAUUACGUACACAUGACUGUUGUCCUGUGGGCACAAGUGGGAGGGCAAAAACAAAAUUAAUUUAUGUUAUAUUUUGUUGUUAUGUGUACUGCUGCAAUUCUUUUUAUUUCACUGCAUGGAGCUGCUCCAAGUGUAAGAGUAGAAGAUUCACUGAAGGGAAAACUAAAGAUUUUGAGAAAGACGAUCACUGACAGUUCUUUGUGUGCAUCGAUGCGAUCCUAAGAAAAGAAAAGAAAAAUGACUCCUGGGAUAUAUAUAUAUAUUUUUUUUUAUUAUUAUUGUUUUGUGGUGUGUUUUCUGUCUUCCUCCAGUCAAAACUGCCUCUACAGGGUGGCAGUGACGAAGUUACUGAUUUGUGUUCCAGUCACCAAUAUUUCAGGAUGAAGGCCUGUGCUUGUAAGUCGUGUCUGUAAUUGCUUCUGAAUGUUAAAUGAUCUUUUGCCUUGUGCCCUUUGUCACUUAGAGUUUCCCAUUCUUGUCUAGUCUUCGUCGCAUUUGUUUGUAAUAUUUUAAGCUGUUACACACUGACUAUAGUAUGGUAAGAGUCUUGCCACCUUGUGAUUCCACCAUGUGGUUAUACUGGAAAAGCCAGUGCGUUGAUUAGCUCUAAAUACUCCAACCAUUGAUGAAUUACAUUCUCUUUUGUUGUACUCUUUGUAAACAGGUGCAGCUUCUUACUCUCUUCAACUCUUCUUUAAGUGUACUUAAAGCCCGUUCAUAUUCAUAGACUAGGUAAUGAGUUGCUAGGUACACGUGGCAAAAAAUAUGUAGAAAUUAUACUGCAAAAGCUCGCGAAGCACAGAGAGUGAUUUUUCUUUCUCAGCAUAAAUAUGUACUAUGCCAUGGAGGUGGCAGCCUGUUUUUUUAAGGCCUUCUAUUAUUUAAGAUCACUUUAUGAGCUAGUUGCCAACUUUUGCGGCAUAUUAAUGAAUUCUAUUGUUGUAGGAGGUAGUGUUUGUUUGGUGGUUGUGUCAGGUGGAGUUGUAUACCGUGUUGUGUCUACAUGUUGCUAAGAGGACAUGCUUAAUGUUUAAACGCAGUGAUGUGCAGAAGACGGACGACAAUGUAUUGCUGUUGUGACAUGAAAGCUUUUUUUGUGGGUGAGAUUUUAUCUGAGGGAUCAUAUGAGCAGGGUCAAAGCUGUCUGAUUUCAGUGGGACAUGCAGGGUUUUACGUGCAACACCUAUCUAGCCUUCUGUGAAACUGAGGUUUGCACCAGAGCGAUUAUCAUCAUACCAAAUGAAAAAAGCUAAAGUUACACAAAGUACUGAAUGCUUAUUUCUAGUUCAGUGGGUCAUGUGUGCUCAGUCUUUGUUGUUGUGUGGUUAAAGUGGACAGUUUGAGCUUCUCUCAUUUAAAUUGAUUCACUUUGAUCCCAAGCUCUCCAGUGUGCUAUAGUGAUAGAUGGUGUCUGUGAGGUGAGAUGAAUUUAUCCUGGUGUUGUCUGUCUGGAUCAUAUAAGAAUAAAUAUAUUUUUAUUGGAUCUAUUAAAUAAAUAAAUAUAUAUAUGCACAAUUUAUGAAGCACAUAUGCAUGAGGGAUUUUAGAGAUGUUAAGCAUAAGAAAACUCUAACAGCUGCUGGUGUCACACGAAUACAGAUGUGUGGGGUUAGAGCUACGAGGGGUUAAGAUUAGAAGAGUGUUCCUCUAAUCUGACUUGAUACAGUGAAUACAGUCACAGAUUACCAGCUACGAUUCAAUGUGGAAAGUGAUGUUUUGUGUACGCUGGUCACUACCCUACUACCCCCCGAGCAGUAAGAUUGUACAGGAUAUUUCAUUCAUCUUCGUCAAGCAUCUGUACUCACUUGAGUUUCUGAAAUUUGAAGUUGUACAAUCAAUAAUUUAAAGUAAAUUCUGGAGGUUAAGGUACUGUAGCACAACUUGAAAUACACAAUGAUUGUGUUUCUAUGAUCUCCUGAAACUGAAUCCAAAAUUUUACAAACAUACACGACCCUAUCCUGAAAGCGACGUCGUCUUAAUGAGUCUUUACUGAACAUGAAUGUCUCAUUUUGCAAUGAAAAUCUUCUUCCAACUGUUACCCUCUCACUGUCAUUCAUAUUUUCACAUAAACACAUAAAAACCUCUUGGAAAACGAACUAUCUCCCGGUCAAGACAUUUUUGUUCUGUUAUCAUUAUUGUGUGUUGUGUUUAGGGUGUUUUCCUGCUGAGGGUGAAACUGCACUAUAUAACCUUUGCUGUGCUGUUGUAGGAGCUAGUUGGACUUGUGUUGCUAUUUAAAAGGAGGUUUUUAAAAGUGAUAUUGAAGAUUGUAUUUGUUUGUCAUGCUGGAUAAUGUUGAAUGAACUAUGGUCGUGUUACUGCUAAUUUGUAUUUCAUUCAUUGUCUGGCAGCUUUUUCAUUGUUCAUAACCAAGUAAAUUAAUUUCUGCUUCUUUUUUUUUCUUUUUCUUUUUCUUUUGAAUUAUGGCGCAGAAGUGUCAAGAACAAAACUAGGAAGGGCUUUAAUCGGCAUUGAAACACAUUCAAAUUGUAAAUUGUGUCUCAGCUUGUGACUGUACUGUACCACCGCAACAUGUCGCACCAUAGGUCUAGCCAAAGAUAAGACGGGUAUGAAUUGUACAAGAUCGUGGAGAGGAAGCGCGUAGCUUUUUUUCAUUUCAGCUUUAUCGUGUGGACAUUCUUGCCAGACAUUUCUCCUGUUAAAACAUGUUUUUACAUGGUUUCUUUUUUCUUUACAAACGUUCUCAGUGCAACACCAAAUUUUCAAGAACGUCACAAAAGUACAUAAUAUGUUAACGGAUUGGAGAUUUAAAUAGAUCACAACACAGAGUUUAAUUUCUGUUAAAGGUCAUUUACUCUAUUCACAUCCCAACAGGUGCACUGGUUGAAAACAUGCCAUCAAAAAAAGUCACAUCUUUGCAUACUGAAGGCACAAAUGUAAAGACAAUCUGUGUUAUCGUUACACUUCAUUAAUGGUUUAAUUAUUUCAUGCACAUGCAGCCUAAACACAUGCAGUCCUGUCAGUAUUGUUACAGUGUUUUCUCCCUCUGUUUUGUAUUGUGUUGAAAUAUAUUUCCUUGAUGUGAAAUGUAUUUUACUCAGAGCAAUAGAAUAAAAUAUGUAACAUUUAA